Molecule: messenger RNA, 1374 nt
Organism: Meyerozyma guilliermondii ATCC 6260
Lineage: Eukaryota; Fungi; Ascomycota; Pichiomycetes; Serinales; Debaryomycetaceae
Gene: TIM50
Product: protein translocase subunit
Exons: 1
Coding region: 1-1374 (457 amino acids)
Molecular function (GO): phosphoprotein phosphatase activity
Source: RefSeq, a predicted model, not a curated record
AUGUUCGGUAUCAGAGCGGUUCGAGCAUCUUUAGGGUUGCGUGCGGUGCUCCUGAGGCAACCGGUGGCCCGCACCAACAUAGUCAAGUACUAUUCAGACAAAAAAGUGAAUGAAAAAACCCAAAAGUCAAUCUUGACUGACGACAUGUUGGCGAAAGCUGGAUUUGACGACCCUGAAAAUGGCAAAAAAGACGGUUCGGAUCCUCAUGACGGUUCGGAAAGCGCAGAAAGGACUAGAGCUAAACGUAGAAGACGUGCACAGACAUCCAAGGAUCUUCAAAGAGAAAAAUAUGCCAACUAUUUCUACGGAUUUACGCUCUUUGGAGCUCUCGCUGGAGUUGGUUACAUGUGUAGAGAUUGGGAUUCCGAAGAGGAACAAAAGGCAUUGGAUGGUACCGAUAUCGGCAAUGGAUACCUGCCUGGGUUGAUUUAUGGAAGAUUCAAUAAGCGGUUAUCGUCAUUUUUUUCAUUCUUUUCUGAACCGGUAUUUGAAAACUUGCUUCCACCACCUCCCCCUGAGGCCUACCGUCGUCCAUUGACCCUUGUUCUCACGCUUGACGACUUGUUGAUCCACUCGGAAUGGGAUACCAAGAACGGAUGGAGAACCGCUAAGAGACCUGGUUUGGACUACUUUUUGGGAUACUUAUCUCAGUAUUAUGAGAUUGUCAUUUUCGGAUCAAACUCCCAGAUGUUUUCCGAAAAAGUCGUGGCAAAGUUAGACCGCUACCAUGCCUACAUCUCCUACGCAUUAUAUCGUGAAGCCUGCCGCUACAAAGAUGGAAAAUUGAUCAAGGACUUGUCGUUGUUGAACCGUGACUUGGGCAAAACUGUGCUUAUAGACGUCAACGAGGAGUCAUGGGCAAUGCAGCCAGACAAUGCCAUUCCUAUGAAACCAUGGGACGGAAAGCCUGACGACAAUUUAGUCAAGUUAAUUCCACUCUUGGAGUACUUGGCGACCCAGCCAGUUAAGGAUGUUAGACCUAUCUUGAACUCGUUCAAAGACAAGAACAAUAUCAUCGAGGAGUUCCUGGAACGUGAGGCCAAAUUGAGACAACAGUGGAUGAAGGAUAACCAACAUUUGUUUGCCAAUGCUCAUCGUCCAAAUGCCGGUACUUACUUGGCCAAAUUGAUGGGAGUUCCUGCCUCUAGUAUUAACAAGGAGCCCAAGAUGCCCUUGGAUAUAAUCAGAGAACAUGGCCAAAAACAGUAUGAACAUUUCCAAAAAUACUUACAAGAAAAUGGAGAAAAGUUCAUCCAAGAAGAAGAAAAAUUGAAGGAAAAAUUCGGAAAAACUUCGCUCAACAAAAUGAUUACCGAGGGUCCUCCAAGCCCGGAAGACAUCGCCAAAAUGCAAGCCGAGGUUGCCAAGGAGUAA